ACGAACGCGGGCAUCAGUAUUUUUCCUUGUUUUGGCUUCCUUUCUCUAAUCUAUCGCUUUUUAUCCUCACAGAUAACACACACAGUCAACGUGUGUGUAUUGAGUUAUAAAUACAAGCGAAGGGGGAGCUAUUGAGUGAGUGCAGGCCAUGUAGACUGUGUUGUCCUGAAGUCAAUUGUUAAUAUUCUUUACAUAAUUACUUGAUAAUACUUUUUUAUUGUUUAUACAAUGUGCAAAGACAUAUAUAGCGACUGCAAUGCUUUAAUUUGGAGCUAAAGUUGUUUUUAUUUCUUGUGCGCUAUAAUCGGUAAACAGCAGUUGGAUGAUGUCACUUCCGCUACAUUACUUCCUGUUGGUUGACUUCCGGUACUCGUCCGAAAGCAAGUCGUACAUGUUGCUGUCUUCUGUAAUAAUCUCUGUUGCCGUCCUACACAAAGCAGCGAAGAAGCAAUGCCGUUUGGCUUGGUGUUGAGUCGACGUUUCUACACGUCUCGUGAGAACACUAAAUAGACUGUCGAUGCCGGGGUUGCCAUGGAGACGUUAGUUGGGAUGCUAGCAGCGAGCUAACGUCUUGUCUCAACAUGGCGGAGCUGCACGUCAUCGGGCAGCUCGUCGGGGCUUCAGGUUUCCCCCAGAGUAGCCUCUUUUGCAAAUGGGGGGUCCACACCGGAGGAGCGUGGCGUCUUCUCUCCGGCGCCAAGCAGGGUCAGACCCAAGUGGACAGCCCUCGGACAGGAGACGUGUCGUACUGGAGCCACCCCGUCGACGUGCAUUACGCCACCAAGGGGCUCCAAGGCUGGCCCAGAGUUCACCUCCAGGUGUGGUGCCAGGACUCCUUCGGCCGCUGCCAGCUGCUCGGGUACGGCUACUGCCACGUGCCCUCCAGCCCAGGACACCACCGAAUAAGGUGUGCCACGUGGCGCCCCCUCGGCUCCUGGCAGGAGCAGCUGUCGCAGAUGUUCGUGGGCGGAGGACUGCAGCUCAGGAACCCGGACCUCAUCUACGGCAGGGCGGACCGGUUCAGACUGCGCACCGUUGCCAUGGGGACUGUGGAGCUGGAGCUCAGCAUCAUUAUGAGACACUUUGACAAAUAUGGCGUGGACACUUAAUGUGCACCAAGAGUAACACUUGUUUACAUUUAAGCUUUUGUACUUUAGUUCAAAUAUGUCUGCUUUUACGUGCUGUACUGAUUUUAUACAUAUAUUAAUAAAAUACAUGCAUUUUCAA
Nerophis lumbriciformis (worm pipefish) is the source of this 1227-nucleotide messenger RNA. The record is from RefSeq and is a predicted model, not a curated record. Lineage: Eukaryota; Metazoa; Chordata; Actinopteri; Syngnathiformes; Syngnathidae.